CGGAAGUGUGCGGGAUAUGUCGCUCACAUGCGCCCCCUGGCUAGUAGUCACGUACAUUACUUAGUCGUUGGUCCUGUCGGGUGGCAGAGUGUCCGGCCUGGGGGUGCCAUUAUUUCCAUAAUGUCAACUGCUCCAGCGGAAGAUGAGACCCAGUUUUACUGUAAAGCGAAGAAGUAUUGGAAAAAUGUCCCCGCCACGGUCGAUGGAAUGCUCGGAGGAUAUGGGCAUAUAUCCAGUAUAGAUAUCAAUGGCUCGAAAAAGUUCCUACAGAGGUUUCUCCGAGACGGGCCCCUGAAGACCGGUACCUCAUAUGCCUUAGACUGUGGCGCUGGCAUCGGCCGGAUCACCAAACGCCUCCUGCUACCACUCUUUAAAACGGUUGACAUGGUCGAUGUAACUGAUGAGUUUUUAAGCAAGGCCAAAGGCUAUCUGGGAGAAGAUGGAAAGCGAAUUGGUGAAUAUUACUGCUGUGGGCUGCAAGACUUUGCCCCAAAGCCAAACCACUAUGAUGUCAUCUGGAUCCAGUGGGUGAUAGGGCAUCUAACGGACAGUGACCUGGUGGAGUUCUUGAAGAGGUGCAAAACUGGCUUGCGGCCAAAUGGUAUCGUAGUCAUCAAGGACAACAUGGCCCAAGAAGGGGUCAUCAUGGAUGACGUGGAUAGUAGCAUCUGCAGAGACAUGGAUGUCGUACGUAGGCUUAUCAGACAGGCUGGCCUUAAUGUUCUAGCCCAGGAAAAGCAAGAAAACUUCCCUGAGGAAAUCUACCAUGUUUUCUCCAUUGCCAUUAGAUAAACUCCCCCCUCACA
Molecule: messenger RNA, 806 nt
Organism: Pseudophryne corroboree (corroboree frog)
Lineage: Eukaryota; Metazoa; Chordata; Amphibia; Anura; Myobatrachidae
Gene: NTMT1
Product: N-terminal Xaa-Pro-Lys N-methyltransferase 1
Exons: 4
Coding region: 28-792 (254 amino acids)
Cellular component (GO): cytoplasm
Molecular function (GO): N-terminal protein N-methyltransferase activity
Source: RefSeq, a predicted model, not a curated record